AUGUCGUUAAUAUGGGAUGGCGAUCUAAGGGAUCCGACCGAGGAAAAAGGGCAGUGUGAAAUCACGAAUGAUAAGAAGUAUUGUUAUGCAUAUCCCGAUAAAGGAAAGGAUUCCUGUGACAGAACGGCAGCAGGAUAUGGAGCAUGGAUGACAACUUUAAUGAAAGGAAGGGACCAAUAUACAGAACUGGUCGAGGGUUAUGAGAAAGGGAUCACAACCACUAAAGGGGGCAAGAACACACUGGAGUGGACUGAUAUACUGGAUGGGGUCCUGACAGAGAGUAUAAGAAGUGCUUAUAAUGAGAAACCGACUGAAAAUGAGGAUGAUGACUACUUAAAACUCCCUACACGGAGGAUGUGGAAGGGUCUGAUGGGUGCCGAUAACAAACUUCCUUGUCAAAACAGUGGUAAUUGCCAGAAGAUGUUAUAUUUUAUAGGUUGUUUACUGUACAUCCUCUUAGAAAAAGAUGCUCGAAUAAUAAGAAUCAAGUCCAACUCAUUCAGAAGAUGUAAGCAAUUAAUGGAGAAAGUUCUAUCCCAUCCCCCACCGAGGAAACUUACAACGGACAGGGGGAUAUACUGGAAAAGAGAGGGCAGAAAUUUAUGUCAGGCGAGUCAGAGUUACAGUGAUUGUAAGUUAGAGUUCCUUAGUUUCCUUUUGGGUAUAAGUACAACCUUAAGACAGUUAUGUCCCAAAUGUGAACAGGUAGAUCUAAGGACUCUCCUAACCAAAUACCUGAAUUGUGGAAAGGACCAAGGGAUAUACUGUCCGCGGAAACCACACGGAGGCAAUAUAAGAUGUACAGUCCAAAAAAACGGCCCAGGCGAGGAGUUGGCGGAAAUUUUCCCACACCAAGAGAAAAUCGUCGAAGAAAAUUCCAGAGAGCCAGCAAGAGAGGCCCAUCUCCAGACGAAGGGGGACGGAGCAAUUGAAGAGAAUGAAGAACUAGCUAUCACAGAGAAGGUAGCGGACCUCCCUGAAGACAGUCAGGCCAAAAAAAGGGAAGAAAUCAAGGAGCCAAAUUCUGAGACCGAGCAGGCGGGCGGAGAUAAUAAAACUGACGUCACCGACGAGCCGGCCAAGCCGGGAACUGAAAAGGGACCAGAUUCCGAAGAGGAGGUAGGGAUCCAGAGAACAGCAACCGGCACCUCACAGGGAACCUUGGAAACCCCCAGCGGAGAGGCCGGGGGCUCAAGCAUAGUUAACGCAAGAACGGCAAGGAUAGUCAAGCAAGAGAAAGGACAUCAACCGGAGAGUGAGGUAGUGCAAGAGGAAAAUAACGCCCGAGUAUCAACAAGAGCACCUGGACCUCUGGGGCCUGAAGGUCCAAGGGUAGGGAAACACAUUUCGAUUUCUAUAGGAUUGCUCCUGAUGGUAUUCUGCGUGGGAUAUGGGGGAUAUAGGAUAUAUAGACGAAAUAUAACAGUCAACAAAAAGAGGUCUAAUCAGAAGAGUAGUUACGUAGUCGGGGGGAAGAAUAUAGGAAACCGGGAAACACCAAACGGGUCAACCGUGGCUCAGGAACAACAACAGGAAGGACAAGGAGAAGACGCCGGAACUAAGUGUCCACUAUCAGAUUUAAGAGGAAAAACUAGAAAUGAGGACAGGAAGAGAUUCAGCCUCAGAAGAGGAGUCUACGGAAGUCCACCACUCUCUCACCUGCCGAAUGCCCCGGAAGAAACCCGACAGAGUAAUAGUAUCCAAACGUUAAGAACAAGAGGAAAAGACGAAGAUGAGGAAUGGGACGGGCGGAUCCAGAAAAACGUUCUGCAAGCCUCAGGAGUGACCAUCACCCAAGUCUAA
This is a messenger RNA of Plasmodium inui San Antonio 1, 1803 nucleotides long. RefSeq lists its product as hypothetical. The transcript has 2 exons. The record is from RefSeq and is a predicted model, not a curated record. NCBI's taxonomy places the organism in Eukaryota, Apicomplexa, Aconoidasida, Haemosporida, Plasmodiidae. Bases 1 to 1803 code for a protein of 600 amino acids.